Dunckerocampus dactyliophorus (ringed pipefish) is the source of this 9655-nucleotide messenger RNA. RefSeq names its product protein shisa-8. The transcript is spliced from 6 exons. NCBI's taxonomy places the organism in Eukaryota, Metazoa, Chordata, Actinopteri, Syngnathiformes, Syngnathidae. Gene Ontology annotation, cellular component: postsynaptic density; dendritic spine membrane; postsynaptic membrane. The coding region runs from base 1709 to 3004 and encodes 431 amino acids. Gene Ontology annotation, biological process: regulation of short-term neuronal synaptic plasticity; regulation of AMPA receptor activity. The record is from RefSeq and is a predicted model, not a curated record.
CUCCAGUCCUGUCAGAGAACAGGAGAGAACGGCAGUGGAAGCAUCGCCGAGUGACGGGCUACAGACGCACAACAACGUGGAAAUAAAGGAAUACACAUGGAAGAAGAUCUGCAAGGGAGAAAGGAUGGAAUGACAAAAAAAAACAAAAAGACAAAGCAUUUUGUUGCUUCUGGGCUUUCCUGUGUCUUGCCACUUCUGUUUGGAGCAUCCCACAGUGAAAACACAUACAUAUGAUAUAUAUAUAAAAUUCCUAUACAUAUAUAUCAAAUUAUGCCUGUUUUCAAAGAAGCUGCAACCGGACAAGGAGAGAAUUGACAACAAUUCCUUUCGGAAGAUAAUAUGCAACAUUUUGCACAAAACUGUUGCAUAUUAGCGGCCUGAUAUAUAUUUUUUUUUGUAAAUUUUUGCUCAGGUAAAAAAAGGAAAGAAAAUCAUAAUGUGAAUGGAAAAUCUGACAAACUUGCAAUUGAAGCAGCCGCACAAACAAGAAAAGAGCAUCUGCUGCAGUCCGAGAGGGCUUCUUUUGAAAACAGGACAUGUUUUGAUGAGCUGAUGGUGCCACACUGCUGCUUUUGCUGCUGCUCUUUGGGCUGUCGCAUCUCCACUUCUCCUUGUCGACAAAGCUGGGGAGAUUUAUUCUGACAAAACUGCACAAAGUGCGCAGAGAGCAACUCUCUCUUGACCCCAUGCUGAUAUUUGCAAAGCUUCGCCAAAAGUCCCACAGUCCAUCUCGCACAGAGAGAAACAGGUGAGCUUCUCUUGUGCAGCAUCACUAAGACGCUGAGAUCCGGCAUCCCCUUCCCUCCCCAAGUAGGACAAGGCUAAAUAGACAACACCCAGCUGGUGUCCGGGCUCUGUUACACAUCCCGGGAUCCAGGGAUAGGAGGGGUUCCAUGCGAAGGUGGAGGGUGGAGGGGUCAAGCAACAGGAGAGUCGUGUAGACUGGGUGCAAAAAGCCACUGGACUCCCUGUGUGUCGCCUGAAAGAACAGCGGAGGGGGGUGGGGGGGAUUUAAGCUGUUUGUGCAUGCGUGAGAGGAAAAGACGGCACACGUGCAAAAAGAAGAGAGACGCUCCCGGACAGUUGUCAUCACAGGAUUACAGCUGGAUAAGUGCCCGGAGUUUUCUUUUAAGGAACAGCUGCGUUUACCUGUUGGGUCACUGACUGCACAUGAAAAUAGGUUAAGACGAUGCCCACCACUAAAAUAAAAGAGGGUCCGUUGUGCAGUGAGGAUGAAAGAUGCAAGUUAAGCAAGUAUAGUGGAGGAGGCAGACAACUCCUGUGAGAAACAACACACUCCGGUGAGUUUUCCUUGGAACGUCAGAAGUCAUUUGCCAUCGUGCGCCAGAUGUGUGACCCACUCAGGAGUCCGAGCGUGUCUCAGGAUUGAGAAACCCUCCAAGAUGGGAACUCGGGACUGUCUGAGAGUGUGAGAAGAAUCCCCCGCUUCUUUGGACAGCAGCAGCAAACACUCUCACUUACACACACUCGUGCAUCCACGGCCAAGUUGGACGCGAAUGCAGGAAAUGCCACGAGCACAUUUGUCUGUGGGCAACAAGCACUCCUGAACUGGAUCCACUACAAGCCAGCCGAUUUGGAUUUGUUUACAACUGCUGGAUGCCAUAUGGCUUUGUGAAAGGAGCAUUAAUGUUGGGUCUGUCAGUAACAAAAACACAUUACUGAGGCAUCACAAGACCAAGGAUCCAAGAUGUCUACCUACUUGCAACCACUGUUGGUCAGUUUCUCUGUGGCCAUUCUUCUGAGUUUGACCUCUCUGGGUGGACUAAACCAUCGGCCUUUGGGACAGGUUUUGGCCCAGGCCCCUCCGAAUAACCUCACAACCGAGCCCUCACUGUUACCAGAGGCUGCACUGGCAACACCAACUCCGGACACAGAGGACCAAACAGUCCCGGGUGGGGCCAAUCGCUGCUGGGGUUACUACGACGUAAUGGGUCAGUGGGACCCACCCUUCAACUGCAACGCUGGGAUCUAUAUGUUUUGUUGUGGUUCUUGCUUCUACCGCUUCUGCUGCCAAUUCAAAAUCCACAGUUUGGAUCAGACUUCUUGUUCCAACUAUGACACGCCCGUCUGGGCAAACACCGGGCGACCGGCGGCACCCGUCACAGAGGUUCAACCGGAACCAGACCGCGAUCAAACCCAUAUGAUCGUGUAUAUUAUCUGUGGAGUGGUGGCCAUCAUGGUGCUCAUCGGGAUUUUCACCAAGCUCGGGUUGGAGAAGAGUCAAGGAGGACAGACGGACAUGACUAAUUCCAGGACUUUGACAGAGCUGCUGAAGCAGCCAGGCGAGGCGGGAGUUGUGGAUGGAACCGGUAUUCACCACCCUAUAGGGACCAAUGGUAUCUCGGCCAGGGCGUUACGCUCCAACAACGAUCAUAACCAUUUGAAUAAUGCAGCCUUGUCUCCCCUGGGUCCAGCCAUGGCCUUGUCUCACCCUCAUAACAACCUGGGAAUCGGCUUCAAUAAGUAUUCCUCGCUCAAGGGAGUAGACACAACUCCAAGAGACUACUACAAGAGCUACCCAAUGGUCGACUACACCCACCGUCAGUCUCCUCCUACUUUCCAGCCAAUCAACUUCCACCCUAAGGAAAAGUCCUUCCUCCCACCACCAGACAUCCACGCACCACUGGCCAUCACCAUCAACGCCUCCCAGAUCCCCAAGCCUAAGAUCUCCAAAACCAACACCCACCCGCUCACGUCGGGCUCAGCCUUCAAAGCCUGGGACCCCAGCAAGAGCCACGUCCAGCGCCCUGCUGCGACACAUAUGGUCCUUCAGGGCCAGCAGCACCACCCCAUCCAGCAGCAGCACCACCAGCCUCUGCACCAGCCCAACAGCCGGCGCCUUGCCUACUCCAACAAGAGGCAGUUUAGCAUCGAGACGCUGCCCGAGCUCUUCUCCCAACCGCUGGGCUACGGCCACUCGCCGCACAUGCACCCCAAGCACAAGGGACUGCCCACCAACAGCAAGACAGAGGUCACGGUGUGAACAUGAAGAGCCAGAGAGAAAAGGAAUGCUCUGAUAUCUUUUAUAUCCACGGGAGGAGAGGCAAGCAAAUAUCGUGUAUGAUAAGAGAUUUUUUAACUGCCUUUUCCUUAUCGUUGUUGAUAACAAUAACAACAUGGGUACUUUUUACCACUACUGGAUCAAAACAGCGACAGCAGAUAAGCUGAGAAGGUGUUGGGUAGGCAGGUGCGGGCUAAAUAAUUGAUCGUCUUCUCAGUGUGUUGGCACAGCGCUCGACUCCGUUCCAUCCCACCCGCUCCCGCCCAAGCAACUCAGCACUGCUCUGUGGCAAGAAAUCCCACAUGAAGGCAAUAUUUACCCGGAUUUUUCUUCUAUCACAGAGGCUGCUAGGGCAGCCCCCCCACCCCCGCCAAGACUGUGGCUUCCCAUCAUCAGAGACAAUGCCAUUGUGUUGUCAGUUCCCACUGCCCUCCAGCCCUCUGGGGGGGUAAGAGAUCAUCCCGGCAAUUCAUACCAGAGAGCAGGGCGGGGGUUAUUUGCCUCAUUCCAGGGGCAAAUGAGAUGAGAGGGAGGUGAACUAUCUACACGCGCGUAUACACACACACACCACACACACACACACACAGAGAACACACUUGUCAAAAACUACAGAGGAUUCCCAGCAGCGUCAGAGGCCAUCCUCCCCCUCCCUCCGCCCCAAAGCCGCUGUAAUAUUCCUCUCUCAUCCGCAAAAACUGCGGAAAUAAAUAGGAGAAUUCUCUUGUAGCAAAUGCUAAUUCCAGUCAAGACUCCCUUGUGUUCCAAAGAAUAAUAAACACAUUCCGGAAUGUGCCGUGAUGGAUAGAAAUAGAGCGCAAGGAAGGUCUUUUCAAAGUUAAAAAGUUGAAAAGUGAUCGCUGUAAUGGAGUCACACCAGCAUGAAGAUACAUGCAAAACGUGCAUGUCUAAAAUUAAACACCCCUUUUUUCAUGAUCAUUUUCCAUGAAAGCAGCUUAAAUUGCAUGCUAAGAGAGAACCUUGCAAACUAUUUAAUUGCAAAUGUAGACCUUUAACCAUGCUGGGUAUACAAUGACAGCAGAGUUUGGAAAAAGAAAAAAAACAAUUGAUACGCUGGCGAUAGUAGUAGGACAUGAAUAUUUAAUUGUAUUAAUUCAUCAGGGAUUUGCAUUAAUGUUUUAACGAUGCCCUUUUGAGUGGUCACUGAGGAAGUGUCUCACAACGGGCUGCAUGGAAAGGUCAUUUUUAUGAAUAAUGUCUAGUCAGUGAGAAAAACAGUUGAUUUAAAUUCCAACGCUAGUGAAUGGAGCUGCUUUUUUCCACUCGGUGAUAACAAGCAUCAUAUUAUUCCUGUUUUUCUGAAUAAUGUUUUAGCUUUGAAAAAAGUCAAAAGGAGAGCGCUGGGUGUGUGUGUGUGUGUGUGUGGGGGGGGGGGGGGGGUGACAAUUUGUAAUUGAGUUUUUGCAAUUUAGUCAAUUAUGAUGGGUGUGAAAUGUCCCUCAACACACGACCUUUAAUAUAUCACCUACCCUGAGGUACACUUUAAAUACCAUCAUGAGUAUAAACAUCCUCAAAGAGUCACUUAAUUGUGUUGGGGGGAGGCGACAGACCCACAAGUUUACAGAGGCCCCUCCAUCAAACACUAAUGAUGAAAUGCAUGAGUGUGUCUGGAUGUUGAAAGAGUGCAGUGAUGCAUAUGAAAAAGAAAAAAAAAACGUCCUGGGUAUGUAUGUUCCUUAAUGCAGCAGAACACUUACUAGUUCUCCUACUUAAACCGGAGCUAUCCCCCGUCUCCCUGCGACACGUUCCCACCUUAGCAGUCCGACAGCGAAUCGGCUAAUUGAAUUCACCUUCAUUUGUUUUCAUCAGGAAACCAGCUAUGCCGCAGAGCAUCUUGUAUGCCCGGCACAUGCUCGUGCAUCACGUUGGUGGUGGAGCCUAAUCGAACUGCAUCAUUUAGCAGAGUCACACACAAUUUCCCACUUGUUCUUGGUCCCUCUGUUCUCUCACUCUGCAACCUUGUAGAGGAGCAGCAGUCACCUGCGCCUGGUCUACAAACUGGAAAAUGCAUGGCAGUAGAGCAGUGGUUCUCAAACUUUUUACACCACCUCAAAAAUGUUUAGCUUACCGUCAUUUUUGCUACCUUCGCUUGUUUAACUAUGGACGUGUGGCUUGUACUCGCAGGUAAUUGGCUUGCGGCAUUGCGAGUUAAACAAUAAUAAUUUAUCUAAGGAUCUUUGGUUGAUUCCAACUUGAUUUCAAUAAUUGAUAUUAAUACUUUCUUAGGUAAAAAUAACGGAUUUUGCACAUUUCUCAUCAAAUGCAGGGCAGAAACCCAAGAGGAGACUGCGGCGAGUCUUUUCUUUUGGCUUAGUGUGUGAGCAGAGUGAUCGUCUGAGUGCGUUGCACUGAGUUGGAUGGCGAUUUCUCUGUCAGCAUGUCGCCAAUAAUAUGAUGUUGCAGAAACAUGUAUUAUGCACCAUGACUUUCCACAGCCUUAGUAAUGUCUUUCAUGGAAGCGUGACAUCAUUAUUUUGACUAAUCAGAAAAUGUGAUACACUGAGGCAGAGGGCGUCCCUGAGUUGGAAGGAUGACAUCGCCGAGCUCAAAAACUUCUCCAAAUUGGACUUUCAUGCAAAAACUGAAGGUGAUCAGACUUUUGCAACAAAGUUAGAGCUUUUCCUGGAGAAGGAUAGGGUGCAUGUACUUCAUGUACAAAUAAAUGGGAGACCACAAAUGUUACCUUGUGGUAUACAUCAUGCAGUGGUGGGCGGCCAGGGCCAGCUAGGCCUCUGCUGGCCUAAAAAAUAUCAGAAGCACUGACCUACUUUUACAACUUAAACUCUCGUAUUUGUUCCAUAAAACUGUACAACUUUAUUCCCAACACUCGAUUAUCUUCAUUUUGUAGCGUGUCUCUUAGCUGCACAGCUUCCAGUACGUGCAUGUUCUUUUUUUUUUUGGCAAACCAAUCGGAUGUCAGCUUCCAUGUGUUGCCAUGUCAAUGUAAUCUGCCCAAGUCCUUCACAAUCAGGAGUGCUGGCCCAAACAAUCAGAUUUCAGAUUCGCCUCACAGGACCAGCUAGCAGGCGUACAGUAAGGCCAGCAUUUUACCGUGCUCUGAUUGGUUCAUGUCUGAAAGCCAAGAGUUGCACAGUGCGCUUGGACGCCUCAUCACAUGAGCAGCGCAGGGCUUAAUUGAUCCUGUUCUGUCGUCUAGAAAGGAGACAGGGUUGUUCAUUGUUCUGUGUACAAUAUAUGAACAAAUAAGUGAGUUUAACGGGAACGGGUUUGUUCGCCAUUUCCACUGAAACUUUGGACUUGUUUAGAGGGUAAUAAUGGAAUUCCUCCCCAAUUCUGUAAUGCCACACAUUGAUAUAUUGCGUUUAUGUAAAUUAUUGAUGGUUUGUAUAACUGUGUCGUGAUAGUAAGUGGUGGUAUUAACAUUAUUAAGACGUUAAUUGGGUCACUUAAGGCCCAGGUACCAAAUGCACCGCCUGCCACUGACUACAUGCUUGUCUACGACCAUGCAUUUUUAGUGUAUUUUCAUAGCUGCAGAAACAGUCAUCCCAAUUCUCCAAUUUGCAUCCCAGUAGUAAGUAGCCAAACAGGGAAGCGGCAGAGUUAAACUUUAAUGCGAGAGAAUAAAUUAGCAACACAAGGCCCCGCUUGAGCAGCAGCAAUGGCUUCUCCAAUGUACCAGUCCAAGAUGGGAAAAACCUGUUAGGCAAGCUGUUGUGAGUGGUGCUCAGUGCUGCUGGCAUGCUUUUAUAAUAAGGGAUCAGCUGAGAAUGGGGAUCAUGAAUACAAAAGCAUCAAUGGGAUGUGCUUCAAACGCAUUUGUGCUUAUGCUCUUGCCAGCGACGCACACAAUGUAAUGCACCGUGCUGCAGGUUCCUUUGUCACGGCCUCCCCUUCUCGCUGACUUUGAUUCCCACCCGGCGCUGCACUUUUACUGGGUCACAUCAUACAAAAAUAAGGCUCUAAAAAGCCAGAGCAAAAUAUUCUUUAGGGGUCUGUCCCGAACCGCUCGGAAUGCAUUAGAGGUUUAGAACAAACACGGAAAGACAGCGAGUAAACAAGCAAUAUGUGUCAGGGAAGCAAUAAGUUCCCGACUGUCCUCACACUGAUGGAGUCGCCAGGGUUUAGUUGGCAUUGAGGGCGUGCAGGGAGUGAGAGGGAGAGGUGAUGCCAAAACACGAUGUACAGACACCUUUGAUAGAUUUGUUCUGGCUCCAGCUGCUAACGUCUUUGCAUUUCUAUCAAGUCUUGGGGUCUUAGGGUUCUGACACCACAACCUGAGAAUCAGCAACCUUGGAUUUACCGCUAUGGAUGGAUUUCAACCUACAGCAUGCUCUUGAGGAAGACGGCUCCGACUCUUUAAGCACUGUGAUUGGCUGGUUAUGGCCUUUUUAUCCUUGCGCUCUUUUGGGAGAUUGGAUUUUUAUUUCCAACCUGAGUCCAGGAAGCAUCCUCAGCAUGUUUUUGUCUUCUUCAGUGUCGGAUGGACUCGGGAGAGCUGCUAAAGCGCUGCAAAGGCCUGCGAUGGACCAGAUUAUCACCUCUCUCUUGUGGACAGUGUAAAUACUUGCACACAUUUCAUACACACGCACGCACACGGGGAGCAAGAGAGGUGUAAUAUAAUGAUAUCUUCCAUACAAUGUCCACAGCCUUUGUGGCACAAAAAGCAGGACCAAAGGCCUUGCACGGGAGCAAAGAGAGUACACCUAACUGAUGCUUUGGCAUCCAAAACUGUGCGAAUGCUGAGACAGUUUUGGAUCAUCAGCGUUAGCGUGUGAUUUCUCCCGAUAAGUGACAAACUAUGGCAACGCUCGCUCAACUCAGAGCUAACUGACUGUUUGUAAAUCUCUCGAAAAGAAACCAACGCAAGUAUUCUACCGCAGGUUUUCAUGAAUGCAACCCGGUAGACAUACUUGGGCUCCAUGAUCCCUAGCAAUAUAUAGAUUAUGGUGUAUGAUUCAACGGUUUCUUUUUGUUUUCUGUUAGUUGGUUUGAUUUGUUUUGUAUUGUGCUUUUUCAACACACACACACACAAAAAAAAAAAUACACACACUGUUCAUUUGACCAAUGAAAGUUAGAAGUGCUUCCAGAUUUGAGAGUCAUGGCUGCACGACCUUCAUCUCGUCCCCCAAGUCAGUUGGCCUUCCCUUCCAACCAGAGGAUGUCAUAUGUUUGAAGCUUGUGAUCUUUUGACAUUGUAUGGUACACACGCCCUCAUGUAAUUAAUGUAAUAACAUAUUGCAUUGUAUCCAAGUGCUUUGCCAACACAUUAGCUGAAAGGUGACAGGAAGAUUUGCAUUUGUAUCUGCAAAAAAAAAAGAAAAAACAUAAAAAAAAAAAACAUUUAAAUCAUGCAUUACUUCAUGAUAAAGUGUACCAGGCAACAGUAGGUUGUCUUUGAUUGCUGUGUAUUAACUGUGUAUAUACAGUAUGUAUACUGUACCACUUGUCUGCUGUGAAUUUGUUGAGUACUCAGCUUACAGUAUAUAAGGGCUUUUUAUAGAUAUUAAAGCAGACUGGGUAAUCUGAUGUCACUCACUGUAACUGAAGUUUUUUUUUUUAAAGGGGAUGAAGGGAUACAAAAAAAUAAUUUCAUGCAUACAACAUACUAAAACACUUAAAAUGGCGCUGGCCUUUGUGUCCUGUUUGAAUAAAUCUUUGUGAAAUACAGCAGUCGCCUACUCUUCUCCUGUUUGCUGUUGAUUUAUUAUAUUGUAAUACACCUCAGAUUGUAAUGCUGUAGAACUGCACUAACACAAUAAUAAGAAACUCCAAUUACUAUAUAAGUUACUCCGGAGUAUAAGUGGCAUCAGUCAAAAAAUCCAUCAUAAAGAGGAAAAAAACAGAAGUCACACUGGACAUUUACCGGUAUUUAUCAUUGAGCUAUCAUCAGAGGAUUUUUUUUUUUUUAGUAGUGUCAGACAAAGCCAGAGGGAGGGGCCAAUUUUUACACCAACAAGGAGACAGACUAAAGCUACAGAAGCAGAAAUACAUUUUUUAAUGUAUAUGGAUAAAAUAAAAACGUACCUGUUUAAUAAAUGUCAGACUGUUCUCCAAGAACGUGGCAUAACGCCUGGAUGCGUCCUAGUGUGUAGAAACGUAUCAAACAGCUGUAUUUUUAAACACCCAAACUUCAUUUGUAUAUACACAAAUGAAUUAAAAUAGACUGAAAAUCAUACAUGUGUAUUUAGUUAGACAGUGGCUGAAGCAGCAGCUACAAUCUCCAAGCUAGACAUACAGUAAUUAGUAUAAUAUGCUGUUUAUUAGAUUAUGUCCUUUAUUAAAUGCCAUUGCCAGUUUGACUGAAUGAAAUUCUUCAACUUUGAACAGUUCCAAAGUUCACUAGUCAAGAUUCCAGUGGUAUUUUUCCAUUUUUCACACCUUUGCAACCCUAGUUCCAAGUCAAACUAUGCAAAAUAGUUUCUGCAGCUGCAGAUAUGGUAGGGUGUCCUGGGAUAACAUAAAAUGAUGCAGUCAACGUUUGUUUUUUUUUUAUUCCUUCCAUCUCUUUGUCAAACCACUGUUAAUAUGCAAAGGGAUGGAGUAUUGUCAAGAUGGCGGCUGGUGACAUCAACAUCAAGUUGGAGGCCACUGAUGCAUGGUACAGGAAGCGGCGGCGGAGGUGAUGUAAUAAAAGAUCCUCAACUAAAACUAUAA